AUUAUAUUAACCCAGGGUUAAAAAUAAAAAUUACCCUAUUGGUUAACAAAUUCAAGUGUGAGAAAACAGACAACCCAUAAGUGUGACUGUGGAGGGACCGUAAUAUCCCUUUAAGUACAGACGGUGAGUGAAACAUCUGCGUCUCCUCCUCUGUGACAUCGUUCUGACUCCGCCCACCAGUCAGGAAGAUACAGAGCCGAAUGAUAGUAAGUGGCUGUGCAGAGCGAGGGCUGAUGCAGACGUUUGUGUUAUUAGUCGCCGUUCGAGAGGAUGAACACGAGUGGCGCUUGAACGGAAUGUCAGAUUAGCUUUCAUUUGGAUCCAGUACUCACUCCUAGUUGUUAUCGCACACGCAACUGGGCGAUAGCAGAAUUCCAAGGCUCAUAUUAACCAUUUUUUAUUAGCUUCCCAAUUUGGCUUUUCUUCACAAAGACAGUUCACACAUACAGAAACAAAGUGGAUUUAACAGUGGCUACGUGGUUUCCCCGCACUCCAAGAUGCUUCUGGUCUCCCAGCGGCUAGACUCACCUCGCAUGGACCCAUUACUGCCAGGAUCCCUGAAGAGGAAAUUGACUGGGACUGUGGAGGGUUCUGCAUCACUAAACGGGGUCUCUGACACGUCUAUGACCCACGGAGGUGCCAAACGACUAUGCUUAGAAGAUGUUACACUUGCCAUGGGCUCCAGCUACCCUCAACCCCUAUUCCCAUCUGGGAUGGGCAACCAGGGAGGUGUACUGGAAGGCAACCGUCUCAAUAGUAACAACAACAGUUUGGGUUCUCCAUAUUCUGUACCCCCAACUGCUAGUCCUGGAUCAACUUCAGGAGGUGGAGGAGGCUCAGGGGGAUUAACAAAUAACUUCAAUCCAAAUGGGAGUUCAGCCACUCCUUCAGUGGAGCAGGAACUGCAGGAGAUUUUGGAUGAACUUACAAAUAAUCCUGAUCCCUCUCUACCGGAGCUUGACAUCGAGAAGAUCUUGGGAAAAGAAAGCGAUGACCAGGCAAUUAGUGCUGGAGGCUUUGUCCACCCGGAGGGUAACGGGACACCCAAAAGAUCUCCACAGAGACAGUCACAUCUGGAGGCCCACCUCACUCAAUCCCCUGGUUUUUCUCAGGCUGGAUCCCCUCAGAUGGGUCCAAGUCCUGCAGGGGCACCAUAUACCCUGCCACACCCUUCCAAACCAGUUCCAUCUCCUCUCUCCGCAUCGCCCCUUUCUUCCUCCUCUUCACAAGGACAGAACCAAGCACGGUCACCCAUGCUCUCUGCAGCCCUAUCAAGCCGCCCUGCAUCCAACUGGCAUGAGGUGUCUCGGGCCCAACAUCUUCAGCAGAUGGCGUCAAAUAGUAAGCAUCAUUCUAACAAUAGUGCAGGUCAGCCACCUGCCCAAUCAGGGUUGUCAGGAUUGGGCCAGCAGGGCACCUCCUGGGCUGGUCCUUCGCCACCCUACCGAUCAGGGGAUAAACUGCCUAACUCUUCUCCUCACCAGCAGCCCUUUAGCCCAGCAGGUAAUAAUCAGAACCCCCAGAGCUCUCUUAUCUCUAGCAUGGCUCCAGCCCCAUCCACAGGACCUUCACCACCCUACAGACCAGAAAAGCUAGCCAGUCCGGCAAUUGCUCAGCCCCCUUUUAGUCCCCAGAACAGCCUUCUGUCUGGAAAUGCCCCAUCAGGGGGUUUAGGCACUACCAUCCAAGGUUCUCAGGCAAGUUACCUUCCUGGUGUUGUCCCAACAUCGAACAGCACUCGACCAUCACCUCCGUACCGACCAGAUAAACACCCAAACCCAGCUGGGCAGUGCCAACCAGGGACACAACCCCCCACCCAAGGACAUCUUUUCAACACACAAAAUAAUCAACCACCUGGAAUGUCCAGUCAGCUGUUCAAGGCCAUGACAUCCACCCAGCCACCCAACAGCCUUCUCAUGCAGGCACGGACAGCACAGGGAAAACCCUCACAGCUGCAAAUAAGCAAGGCCACCACAGGUGGUAUGGGCCCAGAACCUUACUCCUUCAACAACACCAAGCCAUUACGACAUUUUGACCCCGAUCCCUCUGUGACCAAACUGGGUCCUCUGGCUGUGGGAGGAUACCGUAGUGCUAGUAUGCAGUCCACACCACCCACAUCAGCCACAGGACACGCUCGUCUCUUGCCGCAGCACAUGCAAAGGGGGAUGCAGGCAGGUGGCAUCAUGCCUCACUGCAGAGAUGAUCAAGGUGCAGGAAUGGUGCCACAUCUUCAGAACUCUCCGUCAGCAGUGCCACGGCAGCCCCAGGGCAGCAACUACAACCUUCUGUUGAAGAAUCAGCUAUUAAACAAACAGCUUCAACAGCAGCAGGAAAAGCAAAGGCAAAUAGAACAAAUGAAUGGAGCGCAGAUCACAGACUGCCAACAGGUGUCACAAUUUCAAGGUCCAGGUCGACCACUUCCUCCGGAGUGUGGUGGUUAUGCUAUGGGGGCUUCUCAACAGCCCAAUCCCUCCAUACUCUCCCAUAGUGGCCCUUUACCUGCAAAUCGAAUGGGUCUUUCCUCCGGCUCUGUGUCCCAGAUGGGCCCCAGCAUUGGAGGAUACAUGUGUAACAAAGGCUCCAAACAACCCCUUUGCCACCCUUCACAAGACUUUGGAAUGGCAAUGCAGCCAGGCCAGAUUAUAAUGGGAAUGGGUGGACCUCCACGUCAACCACUACACCCAGCUCACGGUGUGACCCGACCGGGCGUACCAUGUCCCAACCUAACACGAGGUCCUGUUCCGACUCACCACCUGCGGCAAGCGUUGCACCAAGGUGGAGCUCUUCCUUCACGUAUGAUGUUCCCUUCUCAGCAGCAACCCUCGUCACAAUCCCAGCUUUGGCAGCACCAUCAUGGGGUGCAAUCACAUAUGGACCCUGCUACCCUCCAACAUCCCUUCCCCAGUGGAGGAGCCCCACCUGGUUGUGGGGGGUCUCAGUUUCCACAGCGAUCCAGCAUGGCAGGUAUGCCAACCAACUUCCCUGGUGCCCGUCCUCCCCCUAACCAGGUAGCCCAUGGUCUGGUUGGCAGACAGGAACAGAAGAUGCCCACUGGCCAGCCCCUCCCCUCCAUAUCUCAACACAGCCUCAGAAUCAGAGGUCCGCUUUCCGCUCUUGCUGUUAUGAAGCCUGGAGGUCCAUCUAUGAUGCACCCAGUUCAUGGCAUGGCUCCUCCGAGCUACCAGACUGCUUCUGCAGGCAAACAUUGUUCACCACAGGGCUACGGCCCUGGACAUAACCCUGGACAUAAGCUUCCUUCCUAUGACUACACCCCACAGCAUCAGAGCAAUGGGGCAAUGGGGCUACAAGGGCCUGGAGGAGGAGGUGGUGGGGAGGUGGACUUCAUAGACACUCUGGUAGGCAGCAGUGAAGACUGGCUGAACAAUCUCACCAUGAUUGAUGAAUACCUUGAGCAAAACUCAUAGGGACAACAGAUUGAGAGCUUCCCUGGUUUUGAAAAUCACUGCACACAGUGCCAGAACUGAGAUUGAGGGUUCAUCGCUCUGUAAUGGUAUAAACCGUAUUAGUGAGAUUGUAUUGGUGGAAAUGAUGCACUGCUAAAGGUGUAAUCACAUUUACCUUUGCAUGGUGAAUUUCUGCAGACAAAGUACAGUAAUCUCAAUAAGAAUCCGUGCGAUAGUGGAUUUCACGUGAUUAAAUUCCAGUGGGGCGAAGAAUGUCCCCUUGUGUAUUUCUCAUGGAGUUCAAGUUUGGCAAACUCUGACAGGCAAAUUCGCUGCGUUGACCAAUUGAAAGUUGCGUGGUUUGGCAGUGACCUCUGUGAGGGAGGUGUUCGUACAGAGAUACAUUGAAUAUUCACAAAGGAAAUAAUUUUAGCGGUGAGUAUUUUUUGUAACUUCACUCUUCCAGAGUAUACAGUGCAGCAUUAUAAAGAGGCUGCUUGACUAUUAGUUUUUUGCUGGUUUCACACGUGCUCAACAUCUGCCCAUGCCCUCUGUGCCCGUGGAAUUUCACCAUGUGAAGGUAAAUGUGAUUGCGCCUUAAGCCCUCUGAAAUGUUUUUGGCACCCAGGUCUAUAAAAAGUGUUUAAAAGGCGGAGAGGUCUUCAAAUAGGCCCAUUUUAUAAGUUUCACUUUCAUUUGGCAACAACUGCUCAAGGAUUGCUCUUGAAGUGCUUUUUGCACUUUACUAGGACAAUAUUGUAACUUUCUUUAAGUUUAAUAUGGAGUGAAACACUGAUUUAUGAAUACUCUGGCUUUCCCCAGCAUUGUAAAGAAAGUUCUCAUGGGAUGUGGUAACAGUAUUGUCUCAAGUCAGACCAGGCAAAUAUGUGUAGCUUUUCAAGCUACGUUGUAUUUGAAAAGCUUUUACAGUCAUUUCUAUGAUUAAUUAUUUGAGGGUAUUUCAAAAGGGGCUCGUUCUGUACAUAAAGUAUUUUGUAAAAUAUGGUUUCUUGAACUGUAACAUACAAAAGAGAAGUACACAUAUUUAUGCUUCUUUUCAGCAAAUAAAUUCUUCAGAAUUUCCCUGUACAUAAUUAUCAAAAUGAUAAAUAAAAUGAUUCAGUGAUGUAAAGAGAAAAGCAACACAUUGUAAUGUUUUACACUAGGAAACUCUGUUGUAAUUUGUGUUAUGCAAGACAGUAUGGUUAGUUUUGGAGUAAUACUAUGUAUUACAGUGUAGAAGAAAUUGUUAUGUUUUUGACAUAACUGGACUUCUGGUACACUAGUCUGGCUCAAGAGGGUUUAUUUUGUGUUUUUUAAAUUGUGAGGUUUGGAGUACAGUGUUUAUCAACCUUGUUACAUCAUUUCAUUUUGACAUUACUUGCACAAAGUCCAGAGUUUCCUUGUGUCAUAUUGCUAUAGCAUAAUACAUUUUAUACUAGACACCAGUGUCUUUGUAAUAAUCUGUUCCAUAUGACAAGAUACGAAAUAGGGAUCUUGAAGUUUUCUGGAUCAAGGACACUUGUCAGCAAUUCUAGGAAUGUCUUCUGUAAGUGCACACCAGCUACACUGCAACUGCAGCCUCAAUGUAGCAGAAAGACAAAAAAAUCACACCACCUUUUUUGUAUUACAAGAGCAACACUUGUCACAGUAAGUGCAUCAAACCCACGGCCCUUUGUGCCAGAGUGCUGGGUUUCCAGUAGUUCAUGACCAUGUAGUUGAGGACAUGAACUUUCGACAUUCUGAUUUGUGAUUCAUUGUGAUUUAUUAUAUUUUGUCGUCAUAUUUUUAGAUUGAAAAAUAAACUGUAUAACACGAAAAAUAAACUGUAUAACACAAAAAAUGUUGGUCUUAUAAUUUUUUUUUUUUCCGUAUAUACUACCCUACCUUUGUUUUCACUGGUGAUGUUACUGAAAUUUAUGACUACAGUAAAAAAAAAAAAAAAAACUGCACCACACAUCUUUAGCCACUGCAUAUAGUGUUGAGAUGCCUGAUAACUGCUGUGUCGAUGGAGAUAUUUAGGUUAUGGAAUGUGCAAUGUGUGUUUGAAACUCCUUGUGAUUCCUUAUAAAGAGGAGGAAUUUUGAAAAGAAAUAUUUAUGUUAGAUUGAUUUAAGUGAAUUUAAAUUGCUAACAAUUCAGAGAUAAAUCAAUGAACCUCGCACACCUGA
This is a messenger RNA of Myxocyprinus asiaticus (Chinese sucker), 5575 nucleotides long. RefSeq names its product mastermind-like domain-containing protein 1. The record is from RefSeq and is a predicted model, not a curated record. Gene Ontology annotation, biological process: regulation of transcription by RNA polymerase II. The transcript has 5 exons. Bases 498 to 3425 code for a protein of 975 amino acids. Gene Ontology annotation, cellular component: nuclear body. NCBI's taxonomy places the organism in Eukaryota, Metazoa, Chordata, Actinopteri, Cypriniformes, Catostomidae.